GAACGCUCGGCAUCCGCGUGGCGCGAGUUAGAAGUUGGCUUCGCGCUUUUAGUCUCAGCUCGUGUCCCUUGUCUCGUUCAUCCUCGUUCACCCGUCUUCGUAGAGGAACGAAGAACCAAGAGUCGUUCCCGAGACAUCGAAUUCGUCCCGACCGAGUCUCGAGUCGUCGAACUUCGAAAGGCAAGGGGAAAGCAAAGGAAAAGAAGUUAAGAGAAAGAAAAAAGAAAAGGAAAGAAAUGCACGGCGUUACGAUGAAGCAUGUGGAUGAUCCGGUCGGUGUUGACCGUUCUCAUGUUUCGAUGUUUGGUACGAAACGCGUCCUUUCGUAGCAUCGGAAGAGCACAUUUCGAUGGAAAGCGCGACCGGAAAAAGAGAAAAUGUCCGAGAAGUGUAUAAUCGGCGAGCCGCAGAUACAAAAAGUGGGACAUGACGGCAUUCUCGAAGACAAAAUAGGGAAAAAGAAAAGUACCGCGCAACGACGAUGGCGCAUCCUCGCUAAGGCGCUGAUCGGUCCCCAGGAACCAAUUUCGGUGGACACGGAGGACGAGAUCUCGGUUCGCCGUUUCACCAGUUUCGACUUGUUAAGAGUCGACCGGAUGGAGAGCAGUGCCGCGGAUCCAGAUUCCGCAGUUUGGUACGAAUAUUCGACAGUUUUAGAGAACAAGCUGUUUACUGUAGAGAUCCGUCGAUUAAACAAGAAUUUUACGGCGAACGAAUUGAUCGGUUUCAACAAUACCGGCAACAUCUGCGUCUGGCCGUCGGAGGAAUGUUUGGCAUACUAUUUGUUGAAAAACCGACAGCUGUGUCGAAACAGAAAAGUCCUCGAACUCGGCGGCGGUAUGAGCUGUCUGGCAGGGGUGAUCGUCGCCAAGUACUGCGAUCCGAAGGAAAUCGCACUGACAGAUGGCAACGUGACCAGCGUGAACAACGUACGACGUAUCAUAUUUAGGAACGGUAUGACCGAUUUCGUGGAUUGCGGCGUGGUUCAAUGGGCCAAAGCGGCCAGGGCGAUCAGGGCAGCCAGAUCGGUCAGGGCGUUCGCACACCCGCACCCCAACGGCCUUCGAGUCAAGAGCUGGACCGGCGGCGCCAAGGAUGUUGCAAAAUUUACGGGAAAGCUAUACGACGUGAUCCUGUGCGCGGACUGUCUCUUCUUCGACGAGGCUAGGUCAGACUUGGUGGAAACGAUCUACGGUUGGCUGGCAAACGACGGCGUCGCCUUGGUGAUGGCGCCAAGACGAGGAUCUACUUUCGAGCAAUUCACCGAAGCAGCGGUAAAACGAGGUUUCGUCGCGCGGCGAAUAGACCGUUACGAUGGAAUGAUUUGGUCGAGGCAUCUGGAGUUGUUGGAGCACAGCCAGGAGUAUUGUCCAGACCUCCAUUAUCCGAUCCUUUUGGAGCUGACCAAGCAAAAGAAAACGUCACCCGGAUGAUACGUGUCGAUCGUCGAGCAGCUCGCCAACAAGAUCACCAUCCACAUCCACAUCUAGAUUCAAAGAGUUCCUCCCUGGCCCAUUUUAUCUCGAUUCCGGGCCAUUCCCUUGUACCAUUCCGUUACUACCCGACUAGUUUAGCUUUUCCACCCAAUCGAUUUUUACCUCUUUUUCUCUGCUUUUUCCUCUAUGUAGUCUUCUCUCGAAUACGCGAUCUUUUUUUCGCCAUCCAUAUCCGUUCUUCAAAUAUACCUAAUAUUAUAAGUAGCUACCAAUUUAAAGCAAAUACGAACGUGAAAUCGUACUAUCGAGUAUAAUCGAAUCGUUCGAAAACGCAUUCGAUGAAACGUUAACCAAUAUACGUACGUGUUUCUACUGUUAAUCGAUAGUUACGAUUAAAGAUUGCUUUUCUAUUACACGAUACGCGUUACCCGAACGAGUUGUAAACGAUAGUAUUUCAAGUACCUGAUGUUAGACUGAUAGAAGUGAAAAGUGGCAAUCGCGAUUCUCGUAAGUGCACUCGGACAGUUUAUCGCUGCGAGAAUAGAAAAGAAAUUGGCAUUCGUAGGUAUCUAGCGUGGAUUAUACAAAUAGUCGUGAUUGCACGAUAAAAGAAACGUAAAGAAAGGACACGGUAAAGGCGUAUACGGUAACAUGUAUACACGGUUUAUCCGAUAACGCUUAUGUUUCGUUCCUCCCCUCGUUAGACUUUAAGAAAUCAACUUUUCCUAAAAACGGCACAUGUUUGUCGGUGUUUGAAGAAAUUUGGAGUUUUGUUUCGUAUUUCACGCUGUUAUGACAGCAACGGUCGGCAUACGAGCAGAUCGAAGCUAACGACCAACGUCAAUCGCUAUCGUAAAUCUUCCUCGUGAAUGCUUUUUGCCAUUUAUAUGCCACCUUUUCGAUCUAGCUUUCAAUCGAGGGUCCAAAACGAUCUUUCUACAAGAUAAAGACGAAAGACUUUUUUACAUGUAGCCGUAUAUAUAUAUAUAUAUAUAUAUACGUACUAUGGAUCCGUAUAUCGUUGCGCGUUUCAGCAGCUCUUUAAGUUCAAUUAAAAUUAUAUCUUUUUUGUUUUUCUUUAAAUAAACGAUCAAAAAACAAACGAACUUUCGCAUUAAUCCAGUAAUGCGGUAUACGUACGCGUAAAUAUUUAUUCGUUUGUAUCGAUUGAACGAAAAUGAUUUUUCUGAAAUAUCUGAAAUCCUGACGAUUACCAAGUAUAGCACAAUUUCCUUCCUUUCCUUUUCCCUCCUUCUCUUCCUUCCUUCCUUUCUUGCUUGAUCCUUCUUUUAUCGAUAUAUUUUCCUUCACCUUUUUCUUUACAACCGAGUUGCAGCGCAGACCGAACAAUUACUACAAAGGACCAACCUAGUUCAGCAUAGUCAAAGCUACCAAAUUUCCAUUAUCGCGUACUUAUCUGUAUCUUUACGGAGAUAACGACGAGUAUUUGUACGUACGUGCGUAUGCGAGUAUAGAUGUAUGUGUGUCAGAUAUGUAAGGAAAUUAUUACAAAUAAAAUAUUUUCACUUAUUCCUUUGAA
Molecule: messenger RNA, 2976 nt
Organism: Bombus terrestris (buff-tailed bumblebee)
Lineage: Eukaryota; Metazoa; Arthropoda; Insecta; Hymenoptera; Apidae
Product: calmodulin-lysine N-methyltransferase
Exons: 2
Coding region: 378-1433 (351 amino acids)
Cellular component (GO): cytoplasm
Molecular function (GO): calmodulin-lysine N-methyltransferase activity
Source: RefSeq, a predicted model, not a curated record